CUCUACCUGGAAAAUUAUGAAGUCAAUGAGCCUUCAAGAGCGACAUAAUUAUAUUUUAAAGAAAUUCAUUAUAUCUGAUAAAUCCUUCGAAGGCAAGAAGAAUUCUUAUGACAUUCAUAUAAUAAAGGAACAUCAUCGAUUUUUAUGGGAUGACAACGAAUUAAGUGAUGGUAAUAAUUCAUGGGAAGUUUGUAUGGCUAGACGCUACUAUAACAAAUUAUUUAAGGAAUAUUGCAUAGCAGAUUUAACUCUACACAAGGAAAAUAAAGUUGCAUUGCGUUGGCGUACGAGAGAUGAAGUAGUUUUAGGUAAAGGGCAGUUUCAAUGUGGAAGUAGGAAAUGUGAACAAAGAGAAAAUUUGAGCAGUUGGGAAGUAAAUUUUGCUUAUCACGAGCAAGGAGAGAAUAAAAAUGCGUUAGUAAAGUUGCGACUAUGUGCGAAUCAUUCGAAGCAGUUAAAUUUCACUUCACGAAAACGGGAAGUUAAGCGUUUAAAAAAGUGUUCUGCUACAAAGGGGCAUAUGCUGCGAAAAAAUCAAGGAAAUGCUCAAGUAGCAAGUUGUUUUGGAAAUAUUGUAUCUGAAGCAAAAGAAGAAAAUGAAACCGGGAACAGGAUAUGGAACCGCAGAACAAAUGUAGAAUUAGAGCAACCAUCCCGUGAAAUUGAAUUUGAACGCUAUUUAGAAGAUCUUCUUUUAUAGUUUAUGGUAACCCCUGUCUAUUGAUUAAUUUUAUAACAUAAUAUUGAUUCAUGAAAUAUUUUUACUCCACCAUAUGAAUGUUCAUAAAACUGUUAUGCCAAUUUCUGAUAGGAAUGGAAGGGCCCAUAAUGCACACACUUUUAAAAUAACUACGAAUAUGUAGGGAUGCAAAGUGCAUAAAAUUGAUAAUCCAAAUUUGUGUAUUUAAACUUUUUAUUAUAUUAACAAAAGCGGUCCAAAAUAUGUUGGCAAUUAUAAUUCAAAUGUAUAUACAGUAUUCUUAAAAACUUGAAUCAGUAACAAAAGCUUUCUAAUAAAAUUAUAUGGUCUUCAA
Bactrocera tryoni is the source of this 1034-nucleotide messenger RNA. RefSeq names its product protein FRA10AC1 homolog. The transcript has 2 exons. Gene Ontology annotation, biological process: dephosphorylation. Gene Ontology annotation, molecular function: phosphatase activity. The record is from RefSeq and is a predicted model, not a curated record. NCBI's taxonomy places the organism in Eukaryota, Metazoa, Arthropoda, Insecta, Diptera, Tephritidae. The coding region runs from base 17 to 700 and encodes 227 amino acids.